Messenger RNA from Patiria miniata (bat star), 3402 nucleotides. RefSeq lists its product as uncharacterized. The record is from RefSeq and is a predicted model, not a curated record. Bases 240 to 1313 code for a protein of 357 amino acids. NCBI's taxonomy places the organism in Eukaryota, Metazoa, Echinodermata, Asteroidea, Valvatida, Asterinidae. The transcript is spliced from 5 exons.
CAAUGCAGGUAAUUUUUGGCAUUUUGGUGAGUGAACUUUGGUCGAUUUUAUCUUCUGAACUUGGGGAAUUUGGGAGUAUAUGCCGAAUAAACUGUAUUAUUAUUGAAAAGUCUUCUAGAAAUGUCACACCACCUUUUGAUUUGGUCACAUUAGCAAGGGAAAAUUUGCGACACUGGAUUUUAUUAGACUAUUUUCCUGGAUCCAAACACUGGAAAGUGGCCUUUUUGUAGACAGCAGCCAUGGGCGACAGUAAAGACUUCAGUGAUGAAACGGAGAAGGAUUUUAAUAGCCGUAUGAGGAGUAUCGUCAACAAUGGCAUAACAUGCAUCACCAUGGCCCUUGGGUUUGAAACUGGUUUAUUCAAAUUGAUGAUUUCCAUGGAAACGCCCAAGACCUGUCAAGAGAUUGCUGAAGCCGGCAAAUUUAAAGAAAGGUAUGUGAGGGAGUGGCUAGGAUCCAUGGUGACGGCACACAUCGUCAGUUUUGACCCAGUUGAAGAGAAGUACUGGAUUCCUAAACAUCGUCACUCUAUCACACAAUCCCGAGGAAUGGCCAUGUGCACCCCAACGUUGAGCACAGCUUUCUUUGAUGUCGCCGAUUGCUUCCAAGAAGAUGGACCUCCAGGUGUUCCAUAUGAGAAGUAUGACAGGUUUGAUGCCUUGAUGACGCAGGUCCAUGGGCCCAUGUUCCAGAAUGAGUUCAUCACGGAUUUCUUUCCUUCCAUGCCGGACAUUCAAGCCAAAUUGGAGUCGGGCCUGAAUGUACUGGACAUUGGCUGUGGAGCUGGGACGUCAACCAUUGAAAUGGCCAAACGCUUCCCGAAAAGCCACGUACACGGACUUGACUUCUCUGUUACGGGCAUCAAAGAAGCGCAGGCUAAAGCCGACGCAGCGGGCUUGACAAACGCGACUUUCAUCUGUCAAGACGUCACGGCGCUACCCGCAGAUUGGACCGACAAAUUCGGUUACGCGUUCGCUCACAUGGUCAUCCACGACUUGACCGACCCGCACAAAGUGCUCAAGGGGAUUCUCCGCGCGCUGACUCCAGGGGGCGCUCUGUCCGUCGUCGAUCCCAAAUCGCAUUCAACUCUCAAGGGUAACCUAUCCGAAGACGUCAAGCAUAGUCACGUGCUUUACAGCCUCAGUUUGCUGAAUUGCGUACCGACGUCGCUGUGUAAGGGGGAGGGCGCAGCGCUAGGGGCGGCCAUGGGGCGAGAAAAGGGGCAAGCGUUGAUUGAGAAUGCUGGCUUCAAUAUAUCUUCCAUCAGUGAUGCCUUAGGUGCGCAACAUUAUUUGUGUAUAAAACCUCUCUGAAUUCGUACAUUACACAAAUAAUUUAAUUCCAAUGAGGGGAAUAACUGAAUUUUGUGUGUGUUCAUGCAGUUGAAGCAUAUAUUUGAUAUAUUUUGAAAAGAUCAUUGCAGCGCUCUAUUUGAAACUACACUUUCCUUUAAUAUGAAAAUAUCUGAAAAUUUAGCUACAAAAUUAAGGAAGUUAGUGAUGUCAUUUACAAUUCAAAUACCAUGGAACUGAAUUGUAUCAGAUUUAUUUAACAAUCUGGGGAGUAGAAAAAUUCAAAGUUUGAUGAAUUAGAAGGUACUAUAAGGAAGAGUGGGCCAUUUGCAGCUGUCCAAAAAGUAACUGACCAAAUUAUUAUAUAAAAGCUUACUUGGUUUACAUAUUGUAAUGAACACUAAAUUCGCUGUGAAAGUCCUUUUGGCAUGCUGCCAUUUUAAAGCAAACAAAAUUUUUGUUUGUAGUUGGGUGAAUCUGUGAAUGGGUGUGAGCGUUGACACGGACACACACGCGUGCGCGGUUACUAUUUGUCGGUUAAGUGUGUGACCGCGUAAUUUUAAUCAGCUGAAUGAGAAUCAUGUUCCGAAUGCUGAUUUUGGGAUCAUGUCACGAGAGGGCGCAAUUCAAAAUAUGACUCUGAAACUUUUUGAAUUAAAGUCGAGAUCCAAAACACGUGUAUUUUGUUUUCUCAAAAUAUUACAGCAUACACAGAGCUGAAACUUCAUUAAGUUAGUUGUUAAGCACCCGACUUAAGAUUUUGAGCACUUUUGUUGCUUUAAACGAAAAAUUAUUCACAAAUGACAAACUGUCCAUUCUACCUUAAACUAGGUUUCAAAGUUGAUUGAAAAGUCAUCAAUUACAAAAUAUUUUAAUAUACAUGUAGUCAAAACACUUAUAAUUCUUUCCUUUUUGGUUGGGGAAAAAACAGUCAUAAAUUAUCAUGCCUUAUUUAGUACUCUAAUACAUAUUUAGUAUCAACUUAUCAAGCAGUGAAACAAUUCCAUUUUUACUGAGUAAUGUUAAGUAUUCAAUGGCAUAACUGAUUUGGGAAUUGUUUUAUUAUGUUUUAUUUCCAAAGAUUUUGCACCAUGUAUUGUAAAUGCAACUUUUUCUGAAAUUGUAAACUAGAAAUUGAUCUAUUUUUCCAGUAAGUCUAUUUUUCCAGGAAAUAGUCUAGGAAAACUUUAAGGAAAUGCAUUUUGAAUAACUUAUCUUAAUCUGCACAUUUUUCUAAGUAAACCAAUACUGCAUAAAUAAAACAAUUUUAUAUGAUAAAAAUUAUACUGGUUUUUUUUUUUUUUCUUUAUUAAAUGUCGAGACCUAUAAAACAAUUAACAAAAAUUGGGUAUUCCGGAAAAUCUUGGCUGUCCCAAGUUUGCAGCUCGUGAAUUUGCAUUCAAAAUUAGUGUAAAAUGACAUAAUAGGAUGACUUGUUGCAUGUAGCUUCAAGUAACAAAUUAUGUGUAAAAUUCAUUUGUUUUAAUUUACUUAUUAACUGAAAAACACAACAGCCCACACAUUAGCGACAUUUUCUGUCGGGCGGCUUGUUGAAAAUAGGUUUCUGAGACAAAAAUGACAAAAUACACAUCUCCCCUUUACAAUGACUGUCAUGUACUUUCCAAAUACGGACUUUCCAUGACAAAAUUAUCCCCAUUUGAAGUUGAUGACGUCAAAAAAAGUUGAAAACAGAAAUUUCUUGUUAACAUUUUGGGUUAUGCAUUUCUUGAACUAAAUCAUUCAAGAAAAUCAUCUUUAGAGGCAAAACUAUGGUCUGCAACUUUUUAAAGUUUAUCUCGCGUGUAUUUAGGAUAACAAAUUUACAAACAAAAACCCUGAAAAUCGAAUUCUGAAUCAACCCACAAAAUCAACCACACAUAUGUUUUGUUGGUUCCAGAAGGCUAGCCUAGAGUCUUUGUUGUACCUGACUGACUGACUAAUCGACCGACUGUCACUCAUGAGCUGGGCAGUGCUAUUGUAUAGGAUUACCUCUAACGCCAAUGGAUGGGCUAAAUCCGGCCCAUUGUGUAGACCAGAUGCUUGAAAAGACUUCAAGUGAAUAGCCUUUCUGAAUCAAUGAAAUAAAAAAUUUGUGCACUCUGGGACCAGC